This is a messenger RNA of Aspergillus heteromorphus CBS 117.55, 2365 nucleotides long. RefSeq lists its product as uncharacterized. The transcript has a single exon. Bases 49 to 2256 code for a protein of 735 amino acids. Lineage: Eukaryota; Fungi; Ascomycota; Eurotiomycetes; Eurotiales; Aspergillaceae. The record is from RefSeq and is a predicted model, not a curated record.
CUCAUUAGAAAAUCAGAUACCUGUCUUAAACACACGCCCACUUUAAUCAUGUCGAAUUUAGUCGACUACAAGGCUCUGCUGUUGGAAGCCGAAGAGAAAUUAAGAAAAGCUGACGAAGAAAGAAAGAAAGCUGACGAAGAAAGAAAGAAAGCUGAGGAGGAAAGAAGGCAGGAGAAGAUACUGAGAGAGCAGGCAGAAACACGAAAUCGUCCGACUACCUUCGAAGAAUUCAUUCAACACUGUCAUAACCUUCUUUCGAAGCCUCUGAAAGCCGGAAAUCCCGCUCAGUCUACCACCGGCAAGAUUCCGUCCCCUACCGGCAAGUACUGCCCUGUACGACUGGAACCCUGGACAGAUUGUGUCUUUGAGCAACAGCGGGUUUACAACUCAGUUCAUCAAUAUCUCCAUCCUUUCGGCAGAGAAGCACCGCGAUUAUUCAGCCCCUGCAUUGUACUAGAAGAGUACGGGCAGCGUUUUGCCGCCCGACCUAUCACGAGCGAAAAGGACCUGGAGAUUUAUGAGCGUUUCGCUGUGGAAAAUCAUGUGUUUGAUAUCAUCUCAGCGCUGUGCAAGAUACCGAGUGCUCGAGAGGAAUUCGGCCUAGAGGAUGGGGUGUGGUUCGACAACCACGCCAAUGCUCUUGACGAAGAUCCGCCAGACGAAGCAAAUUCGAAGGAGCAACCUGCGCGCCCUGAUCAAUUCUGUAUUCACCGCGUUGAUGGAGAUACCAGGGCCUUGUUAACUACAGUCGAGUACAAACCGCCGCAUAAACUGUCUAACGAGAAUCUUAGGGCGGGACUCCGACCGAUGAACUUUUAUCAUGAGAUUGUUGAAUCAGAAACAGUUCCUACCGACGGGCCGGAGAAACUAAGAUACAACGCCGCUCGCCUUGCCGGCUCUGCAAUCGUUCAGGAAUAUCAUGUGAUGAUUCAGGAAGGUCUGGAGUACUCAUACUUGACUACUGGGCUUGGGAUUGUGCUUCUACGGGUGCCCGACGACUGCUCGAUUUUGUACUAUUAUUUAUGCGAGCCGAAUUUCGAUGUCGAGAGUGGCAUUGAGGGCCCUCGAACAGCAAUCGAGAGAGUACUUUGUCUAUGUCUAAUGAGCUUCCAGUCGGUCUAUCGAGAUCAAUCCUGGCGGAACGCUGCUCGAUCACAGCUUCCAACCUGGGAAACCAGUUUCAGCUAUGCACGAUCCCAGAUUCCAUCGGGCGAGUUGCAGCAGAAGCCCCCAGAAUCUGAUUACACCAGCCCGGAGUGUACUAGCUCGGAGAUAACAUCAUCUGAGUAUCAGCCAUCAUCUCCUUUCAAAUCGCCUGCCUCCCUCGGUCGCCGCCCGUCCACUCGUUCUACUUGCCGUGCGCCUGCCGGUGUCAGCCGUCGAGAGGAUUCUUCAGAGCCUGAUGAUGAUUCGACACCUGCUGCGCAACGAAAGCGCGGCUUUAGUGAGAUCGCGUCCUCGCCGCCCGCACCGCGCUCCAUGCCGACCACCCCAAAGAAUCCCCCUCAACGCUAUGCCGGUCAAUCUCGCUCACACUCUCAUGAGUUCUGCACGCAAAAAUGUCUGUUGGGCUUGCAGCGCGAUGAUAUCUUGGAUCCACAAUGCCCGAAUGUGAAGCUUCAUCGAGUUGCCCUGAAGACUGACCGUCACCCAAUCCGAGCCGCCGAAUUGGUCACCUUGAUCAAGCAACAGUUGGAUAAGAACCUGGAUGAGUACUGUACUCCACUUGGUCAAUGUGGAUCAUAUGGCGCACCAUUCAAAGUCACAUGUGCCGCAUACGGCUACACAGUGGUGGGGAAGGGCACAACUUCACGGCUAUGGCAUGAGGUAUCGCAGGAAGCAGAUAUCUAUCGUAUUUUACAGAGUAUCCAAGGCUCUGCAGUGCCGGUUUUCCUGGGACUCAUAAAUUUGGCUAAUAUUUACUUUCUCCACGGCGCAGGUGAGAUUCGCCACAUGCUACUAAUGAGUUGGGGGGGCAAGAGUCUCCGUCAUAAGGAAAUCGAUACCAACAUGCAGCGGCAUAUCUUACGGUCGGAAAGAAGUAUUCUAUCAUUGGGUGUCGUGCAUGACGACCUUCGCCCAGAGAAUAUUCUAUGGAAUGAUGAACUACAACAAGUAUUGAUUAUUGAUUUCCACCGGUGUCACUUGAACCAUCAAAUGCUACUUCCGAAAUCGACCUCAAGUAGAAAGGGUCUUUUGAAGAGAAUGUAUACAAGCAGGGAUGAGCUAAGGACCAAACGCAAGUGUGUCAAUUAGCAGCAUGUAGUUACUAGUCAAGAAACCCCUAUGGAUUUCUCAUUGUAGUGAAGUUCCAACCAUGAGAAUUGCUCGCGCAGCAGUAUCAUAGAAUCAGACCUUUAUUGCC